CUGCGUAUAUAUUGAUCAUUACUUCAUUUUUCCACAGGGCUUGAGGACUGCUGCCUCUCAUGCAAUCAAUAAUGGGAAACUGCUUCGGACAAUCUGCCAAGUGUGCUCAUGCUUCUUCGAAUUUUUCUGGAAGUACUACAGAGCGUCAUUCCAAGGCAAAGCUUCAGGAUUCCACCUCUUCAAGUGAGAAAACAGUAGUACCUUUGGGAAAUUCGAAAACAAAAUCUAGUAUAAACUGCAAGGCCGAUGGAUCUAUCAGCAACAAACUCAAGUCCUUUAGCUUCAUUGAUCUGAAGAAUGCAACCAAGAAUUUCCCCCCCGAUAGUUUACUUGGAGAAGGAGGGUUCGGGUGCGUAUUCAAAGGAUGGAUUGAUGAGAACACUUUGGCUCCCACAAAACCAGGAACUGGGAAGGUAGUGGCAAUAAAGAGACUCAAGCCAGAGAGCUUUCAAGGCCACAAGGAAUGGCUUGCAGAAGUGAAUUAUCUAGAACAGCAUCGCCAUGAAAAUCUUGUGAAACUCAUUGGUUACUGCUCAGAGUCUGAGAAAAAGCUCCUAGUAUACGAAUUUAUGCCGAAAGGAAGCUUGGAGAAUCAUUUAUUCAGAAAAGGUGUUAAACCGAUUCCUUGGCCUACGCGGAUGAAAAUUGCAAUUGGUGUUGCACGAGGAUUAACCUUCUUGCAUAGUUUAGAUGCCAAUGUAAUCUACCGCGACUUGAAGGCUUCUAAUAUUCUACUCGACUCGGAUUUCAGCGCAAAGCUUUCAGAUUUUGGCUUAGCAAGGGAUGGACCUACUGGAGAUAAUACACAUGUUUCGACCAGAGUUGUGGGAACUCAGGGAUAUGCUGCCCCAGAAUAUGUAGCAACAGGCCACUUAACCCCAAAGAGUGAUGUAUACAGCUUCGGCGUCCUAUUAUUAGAGUUACUAUCAGGAAAACGGGCAAUGAACGAUGAAGCUGGGACGUUUGUGGAUGAAACCCUGGUGGAUUGGGCGAAACCAUUUUUGAGUGACAGCAGACGAGUUUUGAGGAUUAUGGAUACAAGGUUGGGGGGUCAAUACUCCAAGAAAGGAGCUCAAGCUGCAGCUGCACUUGCUUUGCAAUGUCUUCAUACAGAUCCCAAGAAUAGGCCUGCCAUGAUUGAUAUUCUAACCAGCUUGGAAAGGCUUCCCACAUCAAAUGUUCUUCCCAGGAAUCCGCAAGGUAUGAUUGACAAUCAUAGGGGGAAGCAUUUCAAUCACUCUCGCUAGAAAACAAUGGAGAACUUACUCUGUAUUAUAAAAUAUGUUCCCAAUAUGCAUAUAAUAGCCACUUGAUUCUUUGGGAUUUAUUUCGUGUUUUGAAGGGAAGACUCGUUAUCCUUGUAUCUUGUCGUGGCUUGUAAUUAGUGAGUCUAUGUACAUCAAGCGAUUCACUUUCCGAUUAAGAGAACAAACAAAUUUCUUCUUCUU
Molecule: messenger RNA, 1448 nt
Organism: Carya illinoinensis
Lineage: Eukaryota; Viridiplantae; Streptophyta; Magnoliopsida; Fagales; Juglandaceae
Product: probable serine/threonine-protein kinase PBL18
Exons: 6
Coding region: 60-1247 (395 amino acids)
Biological process (GO): protein phosphorylation
Molecular function (GO): ATP binding; protein kinase activity
Source: RefSeq, a predicted model, not a curated record